UAUUUCCAUUUGAACAUAUGUAGAGUUAAAUGCAGAUCCUGUAGAAGUGUUUUAUGAAUAUAUUUUCCGAAUAGAAUCAAAUAUGCAUAGAAUUCGGAACAGAACUGACUCCUUUUACAGUCCCUGAAGCUAACAUACUGAAAACAGUUAUUGUGUAGUUAUCAUAGUGUGAAGAUUAUUUCACUGUGAUUUUAAUAUAUUGAGUGAUAUAUUUGAGAAAAAUAGUCUGGAUUUAAAAUUAAUAUGCAGUUUCAUCCUAGUGAAGAAUGUUGGAAAUAAUGUUUGUUGCAGGGCAGCAGCAGACCACAGCAUGGAUAACACCACGGCCAUGCUGCAGGAGUGGGUGUCGGGAGUGGAGGGACUGUAUCAUUCCGUACGAUUCCAGACCACGGAACAUGGGAGCAGUUCCUAUGCUGAUGAGCUCGGCCCCAAGCACUGGCCAGAUUCCAGAUUCAUCCAUGUGAUGAAGUUGAGGCAGGCUGCUCUCCAAUCAGCUCGGGCUCAGUGGGCUGACUACAUCCUGUUUGCAGACAGCGAUAACUUGUUGACGAACCCGAAGGUCCUGAGCCAGCUGUUAGCCGAGAACCGCACACUGGUGGCCCCUAUGUUGGAAUCCAGAACGCUUUAUUCUAACUUCUGGUGUGGAAUGACUGCACAGGGAUAUUAUAAGAGAACUGAUUCCUACAUUCCCAUUCGAAACUGGCAGAGGGUUGGGUGCCACGCUGUGCCAAUGAUUCACUCCACCAUGCUGCUGGAUCUACGCCGCUACACCAGCCGUGCCUUGACCUUCUACCCGCUCCACCAGCUCUACCCAUGGAUCCUGGAUGACAUCCUGGCAUUCUCCUUUUCAGCCAGACAGGCAGGAGUACAGAUGUUUGUGUGCAACAGAGAGCAUUAUGGGUAUUUGCCUGUGCCACUGCUGACCCAGCAGACUCUGGAGGAUGAGACGGAGAGCUUCAGACACACACUCACCGAGGCGAUGACUGAUUUCGCCUUGGAGCCUACACGUUAUUUACACAAGGCAUCGAGAAACAAAGAGCGAAUGGCGUUUGACGAGAUCUACAUCAUUAAUCUACUGAGGCGCACGGACCGUAGGUCACGGAUGUUGCGGACUUUGGAUGUUUUAGGGAUUGAAGUGACGUUGGCUGAUGCAGUGGAUGGCAAGGCUUUGAACUCAUCACGGCUACAGGUUUUGGGGAUUGAGAUGCUGCCCAGCUACAGAGACCCCUACUCUGACAGAGCGCUCACUAAAGGAGAGAUCGGAUGUUUUCUCAGCCAUUACAACAUCUGGAAGCAGGUGGUGGAACGUAAGCAACAGCAGGUACUUGUGCUAGAGGAUGACAUUCGCUUUGAACUUAACUUCAAGAAACGCCUGAACACAAUUAUGAAGGACGUACAGCGGACGCGGCUCCAGUGGGAUUUGAUAUACGUGGGCCGUAAGCGGUUGCAGGUGAAGAAUCCAGAACGCUGGGUGCAGGGGAUAAAGAACCUGGUUUACCCUCAUUAUUCCUAUUGGACUCUGGGAUACGCUCUCUCUCUUCAAGGUGCUAAGAAACUGCUGGAGGCAAAACCUUUGGGCAAAAUGCUGCCAGUAGAUGAGUUCUUGCCGGUUAUGUUCAACAAACACCCCAAGGAAGAGUACCUGGCUCACUUUAAGCAGAGGGACCUGAUAGCUUUCUCAGUGGAACCUCUCCUAAUCUACCCAACCCACUACACAGGAGAACCCGGCUAUAGCAGUGACACUGAGACAUCUACCAUCUGGGACAACGAGAGCAUUAACACAGACUGGGACCACCAGCAUUCCAAUGAAAAGCAGAACCGUGGAGAUGCACCCACUUUACCUACUUCAGAUGGGGGCAGCAGGGAUGAACUCUAAGUUAAUCAGUCACAGGGGGGCAUUGGGCAGCAUGGGGUAACUUUUUAUGAACAUGAAAAUCUGGUCACAUAUUCAAAUGUUUACAUUUGCAAAUGCAAAUGUGUUGUUUUACACACUUCAUGGGUUAUCCAUUAAUGGUUUUAUAUAGAACAUGUUUCCCUCAGGUUCACCUUUUAGGAGACUAAGGACCAUUAAUUAUCCAAUGAACUUAAAGGAACCUCAGGAAAAACUGUUUGCACCAUUCCUUUACCCAGUUAAUACAUAUAUGUUUGGGAAAGGGGUUCUUCAGUGGUUCUUUGGAUGGCUUAAAACUCAAAAACUCCUUCUUAACUUGCUUCUUAAAAAGGUUCUUGAUGCAUUUCUGAUAUACUUUUUGAAGCAUUUUGAUGUAAUGUUUUACAAUAAAUCUUUAAGCAUCCCACCAAAGGUUCUUACAGGUGAGGCUUGAAAGUUUCCCACAGGCUUCAUGAUAAUUAAGAAAGUUGUGGAUUCCUGAAUUCUUCCUGGACCUUUAGGAAAACCCUUGUUUUGUUCUAAACCAAACCUUGAAAGGUUUCUCCAGAAGCACAACCUAAGGUUUCUAAUUAAAAUAAUAAAGAAUCGAGAAAAAA
Messenger RNA from Tachysurus fulvidraco (yellow catfish), 2487 nucleotides. It is a transcript of the gene colgalt2a, whose product is annotated as collagen beta(1-O)galactosyltransferase 2a. The transcript has 11 exons. Bases 311 to 1876 code for a protein of 521 amino acids. NCBI's taxonomy places the organism in Eukaryota, Metazoa, Chordata, Actinopteri, Siluriformes, Bagridae. The record is from RefSeq and is a predicted model, not a curated record. Gene Ontology annotation, molecular function: procollagen galactosyltransferase activity.